UGUCGGCAGAGGGAGGAGGCGACCAGAGGGAGGAAGGAAACCAGGAUCACGUCACGAAGACUCGGAGUAAAAACAGGCUGAGCAGCCUUUAAUGGACGAUCCUUGAGCUGAGGGACGCUCCUAUUCGCCUUUUUUUUUCUCUUCCUUCCUGCGCGUUUGGACGAAGAUGUUUUUGUUAAUUUGCCGGCCUUAGAAUAAAAAAGGAAAAAUAAAAAAAAAAGGAGCGCAGCGAUCCUGGGAAGGGAGGAAGCGGCCGCGCAGGGGGAGCAGAUCUCAUCUUUUUUUUUUUCUGGAUCUUUCACGAGAGCAAAAAAACGCCGAGAAAUGGAAAUGUGUGCAGCCUGAUCGUGACAAACGGACCUUUUUUUUUCUCCCCCCCCUCUUCGUGAAGCCGGACCUCCCCUGAACCUCGUCUUGGAUGCGUGAGAGGGACACGCGUUUAGAGAAAACCUCCAAGGGCCUCGCCGCGCGUCGCAACCGUCGGGAGCUUUACCAGGUGACAGCUCGGGACUAAGUCAAGAUGAGUGAGCUGGAGCAGCUUCGCCAGGAGGCCGAGCAGCUCAGGAACCAGAUCAGAGAUGCCAGGAAAGCAUGUGGAGACUCCACCCUCACACAGAUCGCUGCUGGUUUGGAUCCUGUGGGGCGGAUCCAGAUGCGGACAAGACGUACCCUCCGUGGCCACCUCGCCAAGAUCUAUGCCAUGCACUGGGGUACAGACUCAAGGCUUCUGGUCAGCGCCUCUCAGGAUGGGAAGCUGAUCGUCUGGGACAGCCACACCACUAACAAGAUUCACGCCAUCCCUCUGCGCUCCUCCUGGGUGAUGACCUGCGCUUACGCCCCCUCCGGGAACUACGUUGCCUGCGGAGGCCUGGACAACAUCUGCUCCAUCUACUGCUUGAAGACGCGCGAAGGCAACGUCAGGGUCAGCAGGGAGCUGCCCGGCCACACAGGUUACCUGUCCUGUUGCCGUUUCAUAGACGACAAUCAAAUCAUCACGAGUUCGGGAGACACCACGUGUGCACUGUGGGACAUCGAGACGAGCCAGCAGACCACGGUCUUCUCGGGCCACUCCGGCGACGUCAUGAGCCUGUCCCUGUCGCCCGACCUGCGCACCUUCGUGUCGGGCGCCUGCGACGCCUCCGUCAAGCUGUGGGACAUCCGGGACAGCAUGUGCCGGCAGACCUUCACGGGCCACGAGUCCGACAUCAACGCCACCUGCUUCUUCCCCAACGGCAGCGCCUUCGCCACGGGCUCCGACGACGCCACCUGCAGGCUGUUCGACCUGCGCGCCGACCAGGAGCUCAGCGUCUACUGCCACGACAACAUCAUCUGUGGCAUCACCUCCGUGGCUUUCUCGCGCUCCGGCCGCCUGCUGCUGGCCGGCUACGACGACUUCAACUGCAACAUCUGGGACGCCAUGAAGGGAGACCGAGCAGGGGUCCUGGCGGGCCACGACAAUCGUGUGAGCUGUCUGGGUGUGACGGAUGACGGCAUGGCGGCGUGCACCGGUUCCUGGGACAGCUUCCUCAAGAUCUGGAACUGAGACAGCAUAGCCGAGCACGUCCAGCAGCUGCACGCCGCUCCCGUUUUGGGGCACAUUUUGCACCCCUUUAUUCACACUGUAAUAUUCAAAAGACUGCAACUUCACUCUGUACAUAAUAUAUACGACUUAGGUAUGAGUUUACACACACGCUCACACUGCUUGGAAGACGAGAAGACACCGAACCUGAAACACAUACACACGUCCACACUCGGUACCCACUGCUGAUUAAAGUGCACGGCAGCACACGCACACACACACACUGAUUUUUAUCUGUAAAACAUCAAAUGUAACCACAUGCAGUUGAGUCUCCAGCUGUGCUUCUAGACACAAACACCACUGUUACCUGAAACCUUUUACUUUACAACGCAGCCCCCCCGCGAGCGCCAUCUCCCGGAGGAGGACGUUUGUUUUUGUUUACAAUGAAGAUGGUGACGUUUAUUUCCUGUACUGUUUUUGUCUCAGUACCACAUCUAUCGCAGCUUUGCUGAUGUGAAGGACGAGUCAGAUGAGCCCUCAACUCUUUAGAGGGACGAGAAAAAAAAAAAAAAAUCUAAAAAAAAUCCCUGAUGUGGUUCAUAUCAUGUAGUCACUGUGUUUUUAGAGAUUUUACACACUCAGUUCAUCUGCUUUGAGGGUUUUGUUUUAUUUUGCUUAUUACCAUUUUUAAACUUAUUCAUGUUCUUCCUUUGUGCCUCAGAUACACUGAUAAUUAGACUAAUGUGCAGUUAACUCAAUCUGGGGUGAAGGAGGUAUAAAAAAAAUAAAGAAACAAAAAAAAACAGCAUAAGACAUCUUAAAAGACAGGAGCCAGUAUUUUGACCUUGACUUUGUCACUGUAUUUUCUUGACAUGGUAUAAUUGUACAUAAUAUUAAUAAAUAAUAGUCUCUCCUGCCA
Molecule: messenger RNA, 2438 nt
Organism: Cololabis saira (Pacific saury)
Lineage: Eukaryota; Metazoa; Chordata; Actinopteri; Beloniformes; Belonidae
Gene: gnb2
Product: guanine nucleotide binding protein (G protein), beta polypeptide 2
Exons: 10
Coding region: 521-1543 (340 amino acids)
Biological process (GO): G protein-coupled receptor signaling pathway
Cellular component (GO): cytoplasm; heterotrimeric G-protein complex
Molecular function (GO): signaling receptor complex adaptor activity; protein binding
Source: RefSeq, a predicted model, not a curated record